CAUAAUCUGGUCGCAAAAUGUGUGGGCGAUAUUCUCUGGGAGUUCGCAUGGCCUUUGUUCGACAGCGUCUCGAGCAGCAAGGCAUGCAAGUCAAUGACGCCCCAGGAGAUGAUGAAGUACGCGGGACAUACAACUUUGCGCCUGGAUACAAUGGUGUAGUCUAUUGCGCCGAUCCUAGGGAGAGAAACCAUAGAGCUACGAGAGAAAACGAAGGCGACGAAACAGCCACAGAGAAAGCCCAGGAAGAGAUACGGCAGCAAGAAGACGAAUAUAAUACCCAGUAUUGCGGUCUUGGAAAUAAGAGCGCACCCAAAUACAAGCUGCAAAGCAUGAGAUGGGGUCUUAUCCCGUUCUGGACAAAACGCAAGCCCGACUACGGCUCUCUUAUGCGAACAAUCAAUUGCCGAGAUGACUCGUUAAUCGAAGAUCGCGGGAUGUGGACGUCAAUGAAGCGAAAGAAGCGGUGUAUUGUGGUUUGCCAGGGAUUCUACGAAUGGCUGAAAAAGGGUCCCGGAGGAAAGGAAAAGGUCCCGCACUUCGUCAAGCGCAAAGACGGCGAGUUGAUGUGCUUCGCUGGGCUCUGGGACUGUGUCCACUAUGAAGACUCUGACGAGGAGUUGUAUACGUACGCCAUCAUCACAACAAGUUCAAACCCCUACUUGAAGUUCCUUCAUGACAGAAUGCCAGUGGUCCUCGACCAGGGAAGCGAAACAAUGAAAACAUGGCUAGAUCCCAACCGGACCACAUGGUCGAAGGGCCUGCAGUCUAUUCUCAAGCCUUAUGAAGGCGAACUAGAAUGCUACCCAGUUUCGAAGGAAGUCGGGAAGGUCGGAAAUGACUCGCCCGACUUUUUGAUCCCAGUCAACAGCAAGGAGAAUAAGAGCAAUAUCGCGAACUUUUUCGCUAAUGCAAAACAAAAGAAGGACGAUAAACCUAUCAAGACAAAGGACGAAAAGACAGAUAUAUCGGAGCAGAAAGUCACCAAGGAUAGUGAUGAGAAUCGGACAACACAGGUCAAUAAAUGGAGUGAGGACAACGCUCCUGUGCCAGUACCUGGUGUCAAGAGAGAGCAUCCACCCGAUAGUCAUGACGAGAUCGGAGAGACAGAGCAGAAGAAACAGAAGACCCAAUAUGUUUCACCUUCGAAGCAAUCCGACCACAAACUAGUGAAGGCGGACGAAAAGAAGUCAACUGAUGGCUCCCAGCGGAUUACCAACUUUUUCCGAAAAUGAUAUACACAGUUUGCAUUGGACUAGGAGUAUGAAAUGGCGAUUGGAAUAGGGUGCAAUUAGCGUUCCUAUAGCGUAUCGAUUUUACCGCUAACAUAAUUUUCGAGACAAUGUUAUGCGAACUGUCCAGCAGU
Molecule: messenger RNA, 1363 nt
Organism: Aspergillus glaucus CBS 516.65
Lineage: Eukaryota; Fungi; Ascomycota; Eurotiomycetes; Eurotiales; Aspergillaceae
Product: SOS response-associated peptidase
Exons: 3
Coding region: 18-1232 (404 amino acids)
Biological process (GO): DNA damage response
Molecular function (GO): single-stranded DNA binding
Source: RefSeq, a predicted model, not a curated record